This is a messenger RNA of Marmota flaviventris (yellow-bellied marmot), 2012 nucleotides long. The record is from RefSeq and is a predicted model, not a curated record. NCBI's taxonomy places the organism in Eukaryota, Metazoa, Chordata, Mammalia, Rodentia, Sciuridae.
GGUUCCGUCCAGCUGAGCGAGGCGGGCGAGGCCAGAGUGGCGGAGACUCCCUGAGCCUUGGGGCGGGAAAGGGAUCUUCCUGCAGUUCAGUUCUGCAGUCAACUGAGGUCACUGCCAUUUCUCAAGUGAAGAGCCAGGAGGAAGAAAGAAUGGCUGUUGAACUUCUUAAUGCCAUGUACCAGGAUUUGGUGACCUUCAGAGAUGUGGCUGUAGACUUCUCCCAAGAAGAGUGGAAUUGUCUGGAUUCCUCUCAGAGGCAUUUAUACAGUAAUGUGAUGUUGGAAAACUAUAGGAUCUUGGUGUCAUUGGGUCUUUGCUUUUCUAAGCCAAGUGUGAUAUUAUUGUUGGAACAAGGAAAAGAGCCAUGGAUGGUGAAGAGAGAGUUCACAAAUGGCUUGUGUUCAGGCUGGGAAUCUAUGUAUGAGACUAAAGAAUUAAUGCCAAAGCAGGAACUUUAUGAAGAACAAUCAUCCCAGAAUAUAAUGGAAAAACUUACAAGCUUUGGGUUUGAGUACUCCAGUUUGAGAGAAGACUGGAAAUGUGAAGGCCCUCUUGAAAGGCAACCAGGAAAUCAGAAGACAUGUUUCAAGAAAGAGACAAUCCCUUAUGAAGAAGCCUUUAUUGAUGAGAGAAAAGAAGAAUAUAACAAAUCUUGGGGAAGUUUCCAUCAGAACACCCUGCUUCAUACACAACAGAUAAUCCCCAAAGAGGAGAAAGUAUAUAAACAUGAAACAUAUAAGAAAAGCUUAAAAAACAGUUUGGUGGGUACUAAACCCAAGAGUGUCUAUGCAGAGAAGAAAAUUUUGAAAUGUAAUGAUUGUGAAAAAGUCUUUAGCCAGAGCUCAUCCCUUACUCUUCAUCAAAGAAUUCAUACUGGAGAGAAACCGUAUAAAUGUGUGGAAUGUGGGAAAGCCUUCAGUCAGAGAUCAAACCUUGUUCAACAUCACCGGAUCCAUACUGGAGAAAAACCCUAUGAAUGCAAGGAAUGUAGGAAAGCCUUCAGCCAGAAUGCACAUCUAGUUCAACAUCUGAGAGUUCAUACUGGAGAAAAACCUUAUGAAUGUAAGGUAUGUAGGAAAGCCUUCAGCCAGUUUGCCUAUCUUGCUCAACAUCAGAGAGUUCACACCGGAGAGAAACCUUAUGAAUGUAUUGAAUGUGGGAAAGCAUUUAGCAAUAGAUCAUCCAUUGCUCAACACCAGAGAGUUCAUACUGGAGAGAAACCUUAUGAAUGUAAUGUUUGUGGGAAAGCAUUUAGCCUUCGUGCAUACCUUACUGUACAUCAGAGAAUACAUACUGGAGAAAGACCUUAUGAAUGUAAGGAAUGUGGGAAAGCCUUCAGCCAGAAUUCACACCUUGCUCAACAUCAGAGAAUUCAUACAGGAGAAAAACCUUAUAAAUGUCAGGAAUGUAGGAAAGCAUUCAGCCAGAUUGCCUACCUUGCUCAACAUCAAAGAGUUCAUACUGGAGAGAAACCCUAUGAGUGUAUUAAAUGUGGGAAGGCUUUCAGCAAUGACUCAUCCCUUACUCAACAUCAGAGAGUUCAUACUGGAGAAAAACCUUAUGAAUGUAAUGUUUGUGGAAAGGCUUUUAGUUACUGUGGAUCCCUUGCCCAACAUCAAAGAAUUCAUACUGGAGAGAGACCCUAUGAAUGUAAAGAAUGCAAGAAAACCUUCAGGCAACAUGCACACCUUGCUCAUCAUCAGAGAAUUCACAUUGGGGAAUCCCUUUCACCACCCAAUCCAACCAAUCACCAAGUCUUAUAAAUUCAAUCUCCUAAAUAAUUCUGGAACUUUUACUCCUUAUUUUUAAUAUUGUUACCUUAAGUCUAAGAUUCAUCUCACGUAGAUCAGUGUAACAGCUUUCUAAUGGGCCUUCUGGUAUUCUUUUUUUUGCCACCCUUAAAUCCAUUUCCCAUAAUGCACCCAAACUGAAGUUUUAAAGUUUAAGAAUUAACAUAUCUCUAGUUAAAACUGUUUUUUGCAGGGCUGGAGUUGUGGCUCAGGGGUAGAGUA